CUGAGAACAUCUGAGAACAAAGGAAUUGCUUUCAAAGAUUUCCUGCCUAAUGUGUGAAGUUAAAGUUCCUAUCAGAUCACAAGCCAGAAUGUCCCAAUUAUCCAUUUCAAAGGAGUCCUGGGUUUUCUAAAGUCACAUCAAAUGGAUUUCCCUCCUUACUCUUCUAAAGUUUUUGACUCAGUGAGAGAAGACGAAUUCCACCUUGGUGAAGGCUCAUCUGACUGGUUUGCAGGAGAUUUUGAUGACCAUGUUGGACAAAUGUCUUCAUACCCUAAAGAAAGCAGGGAAUCCACAAUAGGUUCCUACACAGACAACUUUGAACAUAAAACACAAGAAAACCUUAAUUCCUUGAAAACACCUGAUAAAUAUAAUGGACUUUAUUCCAGUCAUAAUGAAGUAUGCAAAACUCAGAAGGGUAUGGAAUUCUUAGACUAUAAGGAUGUUUCAAAUGUAGAAGAGUGUGGAGAAACCAGUUCCAAUCCUAAAAGGACUUAUUACAGUGGUAAAAUAGAUGCUUCAAAUUACAUAAUGAAUAAAGGAAUAUUUGGGAAUGAUCAGCCGUCUAUACAGGAAAACGUUGACAAUAACUUUAAACAGUGUGGUGUGACUGACCUACAGAAGAUGAUAAAGCAUUCAUUUCCAUUUGGAAACCCGUUUAAAAGUGACUUUGAUACAUUUAACAGUAAAAAAAUGGAAAAUUGUGGUGAGAAAGACUCCAGGGAUGGUGAAACCAAUCAACAAGUUCAAAAGCCUAAGCCCUAUGUAUGUUUAUGUGGGAAAAGUUACACUAACAGCUCACAUUUGUAUCGGCAUCAACGUACUCAUGUAAAGGAGAAUAUAGAGAGAUUAAGAAGUGAACAAUGUACAGUAAUGGAGAAUUUAAGAUUGAAUUGUUUUGUGUGUGUUUGUGGGAAAACCUGUAACAGCAGCUCAGAACUAUAUAGACAUCAAAUGACUCACAAGGAAGAGAUUGUGGUUGAAGGAGAUAAUUAUACCCAAAAACAUUGUAAAAAACCCAAGACAGAAAUGCUGAAUCAAACAUUUCACACAGUAGAGAAUGAAUGUGUGGGAAAAAACUCUGAAAAUGACUUAAGUGAAGAUGGUGAGGAGGGAAAGUCUAGGUUGAUGGAAAAGUCAUCUAUAUAUCAAGAUAAUGGAGAUGGUUUUGGGAGGAAAACUGGGAUGGAGAAUCUACAUGAAGGGAUUAAUGCAUAUAUAUGUGUGUGUGGAAGAAGUUACAGCAACAGCUCAAACCUGUAUAGACAUCAAAGAUCUCACAACUGCAAAGCAGAGCCAGGGAACAAUAUUUUGUAUCAACAUGAGAGACAUAGUAGUGGAAUCCAUUCAGUUUCUGGACAAAGAACGCAUUUUAAAGACCAUUGUUCUAAAAUGGGUAAUGAAGGUGACCCCAUCUCAGUGAUGGAUACAGUUUGGGAUAAUGCUGACCCUCCAAACUCUGUGAUGGAGAAGGCAGGUGGGAGCUGCCAUGGUUACAUUGCUAUGAUGAAGAAGAUAGGUGAUAACUGCAAUGUUCCAAGCUCUGUUAUGGAAAAUAUAGGAUAUGAUUGUAAUGUUGAUACAUUAAGUAUUGAGAAGAAUGGUGGUAACAGCAAUGGUCCUAUAUCUCAGAUGGAGAAUAAGAGUCUGACAUUGAAAUCUUGCAUAUCCAUAUGUGGGAAGAGGUAUUGCAAUAGCUCAUAUCUGUCUAGGAAUCAUGUAGCAACCACGGGGAAGGAUGAAGUGGUAAAGCUUGCAUCUGAAAUAGAAUACACAAUGAAAAAUAAGGGUUUAGAAGAAGAAUUUGAAAUGUUAGAUUCUAAUAAAGAUGUACAGAAACUCAAACUCAUAGAGGAAAAUGUAGUAGAGGAAGAGCAAUUAAGGAUACAAGACAGUAAAACAGAAGUUCCAAAAAAGUUAGCAGAGAAUAUAGUAGAAGCAGAUGAAACAUUUGGAAGAGAAGGCUUACAAAUAGAUGUGCAUAAAGAACAUGAGAAGCCACAUGCAUGUGUUUGUGGAAAAAGUUAUUAUAGGAGAUCCCAUCUAUAUAGACAUCAGAGAAUUAACAGAUGUAAGACUGUGAUAGUAACAGAUGAUGGACCUGGAACAGCGAUAUCUACAGCUGAGACUCAAGAAAACAUAAAGAAUAAUGUUGGCGCAUCAGAACAUAAUUUCGAACAAGAAGAAUUCAAGGCACCAAUGGAAACAUUGAGUAAAAAGCCUCAUAAAUGUGUUUGUGGGAAAAGUUAUUACCAAACUUCACAUUUAUAUAGACAUCAGAGGAUGUACAAAUGUGUAAAGAUAGCAAAGAAUGUUUUUGGAAGAGCUGUACCUAAAACUGAGCUACAGAAACUAUGUAAGACGUUUGAUCCACGGGAAUAUAGGAAAGAUCAUUUGUGUCAGAAAGUACCCAAGGAACGAAACACACUAGCCAAAGAAGAAUUUAAAAUAGAAGAAACAAAGCAGACAAUACAAAAAUCAGUAGGUGAUGGUGUAUUAGCAGAAGGUAUUAAAAGAGAAGUAAACAAAUGUAAGAUGGAGACUAUAUUAACAGAACAUAAUUUGGGAGUAGAAGCAAUAAGAACAGAGAUCCAGAAAGCUGCAAGGGGCAAUCCAGAGGAAGAACAAAACUUGAGAUUAGAAGCACUUAAAACAGAGAUCCAGGAUACCAUAGGGGAGAAUAUAGACGAUGAGCAAGAUUUGGGAAUAGAAGCACUUAGAACAGAGAUCUGGAAAACCAUGGGGGAGAAUAUAGAAGAUGAGCAGGAUUUGGGAAUAGAAGUACUUAGAACAGAGAUCCGGAAAACCAUGGGGGAGAAUAUAGAAGCUACACAGGAUUUGGGAAUGGGAUGUCUUAGAAUAGAGUCCCAGAAACCCAGAGGGGAGAAUAUACAAGUAGAAGAGAAUUUAGGAAUGGAACCACUUGUAACAGAGAUUCAGAAAACCAAAGGGGAGACUUUAGAAGAAGAACAGACUUUGAGAAUGAAAGAACUUAGCAUAGAAAUUAAGAAAGAAAAGAUAGACGAUAUGGAAACAGAACAUGAAUUUGGGACAGAAGAAAGUAGAACAGAAGUAGAUAAAUGGAUAGAGGGAAGUUCAUCUGUAGCAGACAAUACACUUGGAAGAGAAAACUUACAAACAGAGAAGAAUGAAUCAGUAGAGAAGCCAUAUCCGUGUGUGUGUGGGAGAAGCUAUUACCAACGUUCCAAUCUGUAUAAACAUCAUCAAAUACACAGAUGUGAGAACCUGGUAGUAAACACAGGUAGUUUUAUGACAGAUAUGCACCAGGACCUAAAAGUGAAUAGAAAAACAGUUAAUUUUGGACAGAAUCAUUGGAAGAAGGGAACACAGAUACUAAGUGAAAAGCCUUAUAAAUGUCUGUGUGGGAAAAGCUAUUACAGAAGAUCCCAUCUUUACAGACAUCAGAGAAUGCACAUAAGGAAGAACAUAAUAGUAGAACAAGGAUUAAGAAGAGAACAAUCUAAAACAGAAGUACAGAAAGAAUGCAGGAACCCUAAUACAUUGGUAAAAACAAAAAGGUACAUCAGAAACGUACAUCCGCCCACGCAUCACACCGUGACCACACAGGGCAGCGCUGUGUUACGAAAAGAUGAAUUGCAAUCCAAUGAAAAGUUGAAAAAACACAUAGAGAAAGCUAACAUAAAACAGGAAUUUGAACCAAAAGAAUCUAAGAAUGACAUUCAGAAAUAUGCUGUAAAAGAACAGGAAUUUGAAAUAAAAGAAAUUGGAAUAGAAGUGGAGAAACAGAUAUCUAAGGAUAUGGUUCUAACAGAAAAAACACAUAGAAAAAACAAAUUAAGAAAGCAAGACCAUAAAAUCAAUGAGAAACGUUAUAAAUGUGUAUGUGGAAAAAGCUAUUUUAGGUGCUCGCAUCUGUAUAGACAUCAGAGAAUGAAAAAAUGUGAGAAUGUGGAAACAAGAAAAGUAGACAAGUCGCAGGCUAAAAAUAAAAACCAAGUAACAGAGAAUGAUGAAAUAGUUACAUUUAGAAUAAAUGAUUCAAAGCCAGUGACAGAGAACAUUACUGAUAAGCCUUAUAAAUGUCUGUGUGGAAAAAGCUACUACAGAAGUUCUCAUCUUUAUCGACAUCAGAGGAUGCACAUAAGAAAGAAUGUAGUAGUAAAAGUAGGAUAUGGAAUGAAUCCAUCUAAACCCGAGAUCCAGAAAAUAAGCAAGAAUACUUCAUCAUGGGUUUACAAGAAAGGUUAUGCAAGAAACUCAAAUUUUUAUAGACCUCACAGAAUACACAUGGGCAGUGUUGUAGUAAAACAGGAAUUUCCAGUAGAAGACAUUAAAACAGGUCUGGAAAAACAAGUAAUGGAGAAGGAGGAGCAGGAAUUAGAGGUAGAUGAAAGACAAAGAUAUGCAUACGCGCAAACAGGAAUCAGUGGGACAAUAUCAGAAGAUAUACAGAGAAGUGAAAAGAAGAGAAGACAAAAGGAAGCACAUGCACAGAGAGGAGACAGUACGACAAUAUUAGAAGAUAUACAGAGAAGUGAAAAGAAGAGAAGACAAAAGGAAGCACAUGCACAGACAGGAGACAGUACGACAAUAUUAGAAGAUAUACAGAAAAGUGAAGGAAAGACAGGAGAGAGUGUGACAAUAGCACAGGACCCAUGGAAAAUUAAAAAUAUGAAAAAAGAAGAGUAUAAACUAAAUGAGAAACCUUAUAUAUGUGUAUGUGGGAAAAGUUAUUACCAAACUUCCCAUCUCUAUAGACACCAGAGAAUGUACAAAUGUGUGGAAUCUGUAGUAACAAGAGGUAGAGUUGGUGUAGGUAAAUCUAAGACCAAAUUGCAGAGACAUUUAGGAGGAAAUGGAGAAAUAGCUAGAUAUCGAUUAAAGGAUUGUAAAACAGCAAUAGAGAAAAUAAGUGAGAAACCUUAUAAAUGUUUGUGUGGUAAAAGCUAUUACAGAAUUUCUCAUCUCUAUAGACAUCAGAGAAUGCAUGUAAAAAAACACUUAAAAGUAGAACAUGGAUGUGGAACAGACCAAUCUAGAACCGAGGAACUCAAUUUAAUCCGGAAACUUAAUACAUUUAUAAGGAGGAAAAAUUAUUCAAGAAACUCAAAUCCCUAUACACAACAGAGUGGGCAAAUGAGGAGGACCAUUACAGAACCAGAAGAUGAAUUUGGAAUAGACAUAACAAAGGAAACCAUGAAGAAAGAUAUUGGAAGGAACAUAACAGAUGAUGGAUUUAAAUUGGAUGAAACUAAAUCAGAUAAAGAGAAACAGUUUGUAGAAGAACAUGAGUUUCGCACAGAAGCUACCAAGACAGAAGUAGAGAAGAAGAUACCAGAGACUGUAGUAAAAGAUUUAGAAAAAGAGACCCAAAAACUAAAUGAUAAAAAAUUUAAAUGUUUGUGUGGAAAAAGCUACUACAGGUGCUCACAUCUAUAUAGACAUCAGAGAAUGAAAAAAUGUAUAAAUGUGGUGGCAAAAGAAGAUGAACUUGAGACAAACAAGUCUGAGCCAGAAGGUCACUUGUGCGUUGGGGAGAAUGAUACACAAAAUAGAUUUGGACUAAAAGAUUGGUCUAUGGCAAUGCAUAUAGUAAGUGAAAAGCCGUAUAAAUGUCUAUGUGGGAAAAGCUAUUAUAGAAGAUCUCAUCUUUAUAGACAUCAGAGAAUGCACGUCAGAAGGAACAUAGUAGGAGAACAUAGAUUUGGCAUGGACCAAUCAAAAACUGCGUUGCAGAAACUAAGGGCACAACCUUUUGCACACAUGUAUAGAAAAGGUUAUGUCAGAAACUCACAUUUGUACAGGCCUCAGAGAACACAAACGGAUAAUGCAGUAGUAAAAGAGGAAUUUGGAAUUGAAGAAACUAAAACAGAGAUGGAAAAAUAUAUGGUAGACAAAAAUAAACUUUACACAAAAACAAGGAAAGAGGAUAUUAAACACCUAGGGGAAGAUGAGGUACAACAUCAGGCAUUUACAAAUGAGGGAAUCAGACCAGAGGUGGCGAAACAUAUGGUGGAGAAUAUGGUGGAACAACAGAAAUGUGGCAAAGACAAAACUAUAAAAGAAGAAGAAGAUGAACAAAAAAAUAAAAAUAUAAUACAAUUUGGAAUAAAGCAAACAGAGAACCAGAAACAAAUAGAGGAUAAUUAUGUAUUAUCAGAAGAUACUUUUAGAAGGGAAGACGUGAAAACUGAAGUAGUAAAUCUACCAAGGAAACCUUACAUAUGUGUGUGUGGGAGAAGCUAUUUCCAACCAUCCCAUCUGUAUAGUCAUCAGAGGAUGUACAAGUGUUUGGAUUUGAUAGUCGCAGAAGAUGCAGUUGGUGUUGGUAACGUUAAGACUGAAUUCCAUAAAUACAUUAGGGAGAAUGGAGAAGUUGAAACAUUUAGCAUAAAAGAUUGGAAGACAGCAAUGCAGAAAGUAUAUGAGAAACCUUAUAAAUGUCUAUGUGGAAAAAGCUAUUACAGAAGUUCACAUCUUUAUAGACAUCAGAGAAUGCACGUCAGGGACAAUGUAAUAGUAAGGAGGGGUUACAGAAAAGAAAGGUCCAAAGCGGAAGUACAGAAAGAAUGCAAGAAUAAUACACACGUUAAUGUGGAUAGCUACAUUACAAACUCACCGGCAUACACGCAUAUGUGUCAGAGCUUACACAAGGAAAGCAUCACUGUAGAAGACAAAUAUGGAAUAGGUGAAUCAAUGGAAAAUAUAGAGAACAGGGCAGUGGAACAGGAGUAUGAAACAGAAGAAACUAAGUUAAAUAUACAAAAACCCCUAGUAGAAAAUAUAGUAACACAGCAAUUUGAAAUACAAGAAAUAGAGACUGGAAAACACACUAUGGAAGAUAUAGUAUUACAAAAUGAGAUGCAAGAAACAAUGAAGAAACAGAUAGAAGAAAACAAGGUUCUAGAAGAGGAUACAUUUAAAGGAGACACUUUUAAAAAAGAUGAGAAACGGUAUAAAUGUGUAUGUGGAAAAAGUUACUAUAGGUGUUCUCAUCUGUAUAGACAUCAGAGAGAGAACAAAUGUGCUAUUGACAACUCCAAUACAGAGGCACAGAAAUACUUAAGAGGAAAUGUUGUAUUAGUCACUAUUGGACAAGAAGAUUGGAAAACAGAGGUGCAGAAACAAAGUGAUAAGCCUUAUGUUUGUGCAUGUGGGAAAAGUUAUUAUAGACGUUCCCAUCUAUAUAGGCAUCAGAGAACUCACACAAUGGAAAACAAAUUAGUUGUCAAAGAUCAAUUUGGAAUUAAAGAUUCAAACAGUGAGGGACAGGAACUAAAUGAUGAGCCUUAUAGAUAUGAGACAAGUUUUGGUGUAAACUCAGAACUGUAUAGACAAUCGGGAACACUCAAAAAAGAGAAUAUAGUUGCAGAUGAAGUCUUUCAAAAUGAAUUUACUAAAUCAAGUUUCCCGAAUGGAAACUAUUAUACGUUGGACAGUGUUAAAAAUGGUACAUCCAGCUCAUAUCUUCCUAUGGAUGAAAAUAUUCAAACCAAAGAUGGGCAAACUAAUUGUGCGUUAUCUCCUGAAAGAAGAGAGCCAAUGAAAGAUGAAUAUAUAUCUAUUUGUGAUAGAAGUUUUAACAGUAGCACUCAGCUGUACAACCAUCAGAAAAUUCAUAUGAAGGAGAACUUUGUUAUAGGGCAAAGCUUUGAUAAUGAAUGUGGCGGUGAUGGAGAAAUAGUAGGAGAUGAAACAUAUAAGUGUGAGUGUGGAAGAAGCUAUGACAGCAUUUCACUUUUGACUACACAUCAAAAAACUCACAAAGAACAGACAUGGGUUAUAGGAGAAGACAAUGAGUCCAUUCAAGAUGAGAAAGAAGAGCAAGUCAAUGGUAGGACAUUAUAUCCCUGCCAUGACUGUGGUAAAUUAUUUUCUAGUCAGUCCUAUCUGACUCGACACCAGAGGACCCACAGUGGUGGAGAAUGCGGGGAAAGCUUUUUAGAGAAUUCUUCAUUGUUGGUACAUAAAAGUAUUCACACAAAGGAGGAACUAUAUAACUGUAAUGUGGACUUGAAAGGAUUUGCUCAUAUUUCUGGGUUAGUGAUACACCAAAGGACUCAAGGAGAGGAGAGUCCUCCAGGUGCCAUCUCUGUGGGAUGACCUGCUCCUGCCAUGCUUAUUCAACAGUGGAUUCAUACAAAUGAUUAGCCACUGGCAUGAACAGCAUGUGGAAAGACAUGUAACCAGUGCUACAAUUUGGUAAUUUACUAGUACACCUAUUCUGAUGAGAACAUAUAUACUUGAAUAUGGUGCUAGUUCAUAAAUACCUCCACAUUUGUAAAGUAUCAAAUGUAUGGUAAAGUGCUUACCGAUAAUUCCUUACUUGUUAAUGACUGUUUGGCACAUACCUUGGCUGGUAACCCCCUGGCUGGUAAGCUUUUACGUAGACUGUAAGAAGCCUUCUGGGCACCCUGUGUAUUGUAAUUGUUGAAAAUACUUCACUCCUCUGAAACUAACUAGAAAAUACGUUUUAAAUUCAAUUCUUCUGUUUAAUCCCAUACCAUACAAAUUCCCCAAAACAAACAUUAUAUUUAUUUUCCUUCCCAUGAUUCUCUGUUUCUCCAUAUAUCAAGCUUUUUUUUCAUGUGGUAUCCCUAUUACUGCUACUUGUAUUUUAUAACCCUCAUCCUAUUAUUUAGCUUCAUAUUCUGUUACUCCAUAUACUCUAUAAAACUACUGCUACAUAUAAUCUCUACUUUAUGUAGCAUUCCCCAUCAUUUUUCUUAAAGGGGCAUUCUACAUAUGUACUAAAUCACUUGAAAGCAAUGCAGCAUAUCUAUAAAAAGCUGACUAGAAAAUAUCACAUUAAUUUCUCUGUUUAAAAAUGAAUAUAUAUUACCUUAAAGUUUUCUCAGAAGCCAUAUGCCAUUAUAGAUGGACGUUAAGCAUCCAAUCAGGAAGCUGAUCUCAAUUCAUUUCAGUGAAAUUUACUAUACAUUUAUGGUGAAAUCCAUCAAGAUUAUGGCUAAACCCUGAGAGAUUACAGAAAAACAAAGUGUGAAUUUAGCACUCAGGAUGCUGAUUGGCUGUUAUUUUUUUUUCUUAUGCAGAUGAAGUAGAAAAAAAAAGGAGCUGAAUGAUAACAGCUCACAGAGCAGUUACUCUGCGGAGUUAAAAUUAGUUUUAAAUAAACAAUAGCCCAUAAAUGUUUUUGUUUUGCACAGUUGCAUCAGGGAUAAAUGAGAAUUUACAUUGAAUAACAUGUACCUUUAACUUAAAGGGACAUGAAACACAAACAUUUUCUUUCAAGAUUCAGACAGAGCCAUUUUAAACAACUUUCCAGUUUACUUUUGUUAUCAAAUUUGCUUUGUUUUCUUGCUAUCUAUUGUUGAAAAGCAUACCUAGGUAGGUUUUGCACAUAUAUGUCUCUUGAUAUUGGCCCACCAGAUGUGCUCAGCUAGCUCUCAGUACUGCAUUGCUCCUAAGCCUACCUAGGUAUACUCUUCAACAAAGGAUACCAAUAGAACGAGGCAAAUGUAAUAAUAAAUGUCAAUUGGACAUUUGUUUAAAAUUGUGUGCUCUAUCUGAAUCAGGAAAGUUUAAAGGGACAUGAAACCCAAUUUUUUUCUUUUAUGAUUCAGAUAGAGAAUACAAUUUUAAACAACUUUCUAAUUUACUUCUGUUAUCAAAUUUUCUUCAUUAUCUUGGUACUUUUUGUUGAAAAGCAGGGAUGUAACGUCAGGAGCGUGCAUGUGUCUGGAGCACUAUAUAACAGCAGUUUUGCUAGAAUGUUAUCCAUUUGAAAGAGCACUAGAUGGCAGCAUUAUUUAGUGUCAUGUAGUGCUAAUGUUAUACAUUAGCAAGAGCACUAGAUGGCAGCACUAUUUCCUGUCAUGUAGUACUAAUGUUAUACAUUAGCAAGAGCACUAGAUGGCAGCACUAUUUCCUGUCAUGUAGUACUUAUGUUAUACAUUAGCAAGAGCACUAGAUGGCAUCACUAUUUCCUGUCAUGUAGUACUAAUGUUAUACAUUAGCAAGAGCACUAUAGGGCAGCACUAUUUCCUGUCAUGUAGUGCUAAUGUUAUACAUUAGAAAGAGCACUAGAUGGCAGCACUAUUUCCUGUCAUGUAGUACUAAUGUUAUACAUUAGCAAGAUCACUAGAGGGCAGCACUAUUUCCUGUCAUGUAGUACUAAUGUUAUACAUUAGCAAGAGCAC
Molecule: messenger RNA, 10139 nt
Organism: Bombina bombina (fire-bellied toad)
Lineage: Eukaryota; Metazoa; Chordata; Amphibia; Anura; Bombinatoridae
Exons: 3
Coding region: 142-8082 (2646 amino acids)
Biological process (GO): regulation of DNA-templated transcription
Molecular function (GO): RNA polymerase II cis-regulatory region sequence-specific DNA binding; DNA-binding transcription factor activity, RNA polymerase II-specific
Source: RefSeq, a predicted model, not a curated record